AUGCCGACUACCACAUCCGUGCUGUGGUGUGUUGCUUUGCUUUGGAGACAUGUAGCGGCAGCUGGGUCUGGAUUUCGUGCGGAUCAAGUCGACAGAAGGAUACCGUCCCGCAACGACACGACAACCGCGUUGAUCUCCGCCUCCCAAGCGAAGUCUAUUCUUCCCGAGACUACAACGUCUUCAUUAGACCCAGAUGGGCUGGCCUACUCGACAAUUGGGAGCUCAUCAUACGCUGUUCCAGAUUCCACGAGGACGUCAAUGACAGAAUAUGAGUCUGCCGCCCCGAGCAAUACUGAGGAUGCCGACUCGGACCCAUUUGUGUCUAUAUCAGACCUAGGGCGCAUUACUACCUUAACAAGACCGACGUUACAGUUGCCUUCACCAGCAAACAGCAACUCGGAGGUCAGCACUACACCAGCCAUCACUAGCUCUUUGUACAUUUCAAAUCCAAGUCACACAGCGCUGCCAUCCGCUACCAUACCAAAACCUUUCUUCAACACGGCUUCGAUACCCUCGAAAUGGAACUCUACAACGAAUGUUACAGCGCCGCCUCCUCCUCCUGUGACCACCUUCACCAUACCAUCACCAACGUCCAUUACUGUGUAUCCGAAUACUAGUGCGAGUGAGUGCUCAUCGAGCAUUGGCCAGCCUAUUACAGUCACAUCAUAUUCUAUCGUGUACACUUCAACUACGACUUGGGCUGAAGACCCAUCCGACUAUACACCACCAUUUCCUACCAUCAACACACCGGGACCAUGCACUCCCAAGUCCAGCCCAACCGGCUUAACCACUUUUACGACAACUGAUAAUGCCCCCAACCUUGUGAGUUCGUCCGGGGCGCAGGCUGUGCCCGCACUACACUUCGCGACAAUAAUCUACGUCACGACGGACAAGAACCCUGCCGUGGUGUUUCCGAGCCUGACGCUUCCCGACUAUGGCGGAUCACCAGCCUCGGACUCGAAUAAUCACAAAACGGUGUCCGGAGACAGUGCUGUCACCACGCCCGAGUAUGGGAUGGUGAUGUCGUCGGUCGAAGACCACAAAGCGGCUGCUACUCCGGCUCCAGCUCCAAUUUCGGUUCCAGCUUCGGCUCAAGACCUUGGAAGUGAGCUCGACUCGGCUCCAGUGACUGUCGUGGUGGACCCGGGCGAGGUGCAACUCAACGACCAAACGUUCACCGAUAAUCCCGAGCAGAAGACGUCCACUGUGGUUGUAGGGACCGAUACCUUUGUCAUCGAUCCAUCCAAAGUAGUCGGCGCUAGUGCUACCAUCACUCGACCCCCUAAUGUAGGAGGUGUGCUCGUCGCCGUACCAGCGACAACGACGAUCGAGGGUAUAGAAGUCGUCUACGGAUCAUCCGUGGCUACUAUUGACGGCACAGUCUAUGAAGUUGGUCCCACGCCAGUGUCAGUGGUUGUCAAGGGUCAACCCAUCGUACUUGGAGCAGGGGCAAUUGCGUUCCCCAGUCAAACUCUCAACGUCAACACUGGCCCAGGCGCAACUGAGACAGGUGUCUUGGGUGGCGAAUUGAUUACGGCCAUUGGGUCUGACGUCGUUGUCAUUGAAGGCACAACAACGACAUACGGAGCGGACCCGAGCACGGUUACGGAAGUUGUCGACGGUGACACGAUCUUGAUCGGGCCGUCGGGUGUGAUUGUUCAUGGCAAAACUCUUGGGGGACCUACAGCAGCAUCUAUUGCCACCACGUUCGAGAUGGUGGGCGGCGCGACGAUUACGCAGCUCGGCAAAACGGCCGUGGUAAUAGGGGGAGUCACAUAUAGCGUCGGCGCCGGCACCACGGCGACAACGACGGUCAUCGACGGCGAGACCAUCACCAUUGGGCCCAACGGGGUCUCGAUAUCGACACUUACGCUUGGCGCGCCCUACGCGUCGACAACGACCAUCGGCGCAAGCCAGGGCACCAACGCAGCCAUGAGGGUCCCAACUGCGACGGGAUCCGCUGAGAACAGCGGACCAGUCACGAGGCCAGACCGGGGAUUCUGUUUAAUGAUUUCAUGCAUAGCGACAGGCGGGGCGUUGUUGGGCUCACUGAUCUUCUGGGUUUGA
Messenger RNA from Anthostomella pinea, 2067 nucleotides. Lineage: Eukaryota; Fungi; Ascomycota; Sordariomycetes; Xylariales; Xylariaceae. The record is from the annotation of a GenBank genome assembly.